Sinocyclocheilus rhinocerous is the source of this 961-nucleotide messenger RNA. Its product is annotated as synaptosomal-associated protein 23-like. The transcript has 8 exons. Gene Ontology annotation, molecular function: syntaxin binding; SNAP receptor activity. NCBI's taxonomy places the organism in Eukaryota, Metazoa, Chordata, Actinopteri, Cypriniformes, Cyprinidae. Gene Ontology annotation, biological process: synaptic vesicle priming; exocytosis; synaptic vesicle fusion to presynaptic active zone membrane. The record is from RefSeq and is a predicted model, not a curated record. The coding region runs from base 130 to 732 and encodes 200 amino acids. Gene Ontology annotation, cellular component: plasma membrane; SNARE complex.
UGUACCCACAACUGUCACUGAGGGAUUUUUGUGAUGCAAAGAGGAAACUUUAACAUGUACAACUGAAUGAUCACAACACUCAGAACUGGAGCAUCUUGAGAAGUGUAUGUAAAGUUUCUUGCCAGCAGAAUGGCUGACAUGUCAGAGGAGGAGAUGAUAAUUAAAGCCAACCAAUUAACAGAUGAGUCACUUGAAAGCACUAGACGAAUGUUACAAAUGACAGAAGAGAGUUUGAAUGUUGGGGUCAAAACAAUGACUAUGCUAGAUGAGCAGGGGGAAAAACUAAAGAAUGUGGAACAGGAAAUGGACCAGAUCAAGCAGGACAUGAAACAGGCUCGAAAAAACUUGAAUGAACUGUCCAAAUGCUGUGGCCUCUGUUUGUGCCCUUUCAACAGACUGAAGUCCACCAAGAAUGACUGGAGAAAAAAGCAGGUCAGAAAACCAAAAGAAAGCAAGCGGAACAUGGUAUCCAGCCAACCGACUGUUGUCCGUGAUGGGCAGGCCCCCACUGGCCCCUACAUCAAAAGAAUAACAAAUGAUGAUCGAGAAGAUGAGAUGGAAGAGAAUCUGAAUCAGAUGGGCAACCGCAUUAAGAUUUUAAAGAACAUGGCACUGGACUUUGGCGACAGGAUUGACGACCAUAUCAAAAUAAUUGAUGAUGUCAAUGAUAAGACUGCAACAAUUACAAGUGAAGUUGCUGCUGCAGAAAAACAAGCCAGGAAACACCAAUAAGACAAAUACAGAAAGACCACCAAAACUGUAUAUUUUCUAUACAUCUUAGUGUGAACAAUUAAUUUGUGAAUGUUGACCCCCAUCCAUAUUGUCAUUGACACUUGUACAUAUGACAAAUAAACUGAAACUGAUCCGCAGUUCCCAUCCUACAUUUAUUUUUAUUUUUUAUUUUUGCUUUUUCUAUGAUCCAUUUCAUUCAGAUGUACAUCAUCAUAUGGAAGAAAAGAUC